AUGAACGGCGUCCGUAGGUUCCUCGGUGCUGCAACUUCUUCUUCCCAGUCACCGCCUCAAGAGCCCCAGACGCCGCCCCAGCAGUCCGCUGCACCCCUCUUCUCCCCCAAGGUCGCGACAGCGACGGCGAGCCCGACUUCCAAUCCCAACUGGUCCCCGUCGCACAGUGGAGGUCUCUCCUUCUCGAGCAGCCCCAAAUCGACAGCUGCCCUGUUCCUCAAAAAGGACAGGCCGAAACCACCAAUACCCAAUGGCGACAACGUCAGUCUUCAUAACAGGUCGGACAGCUUCACCAGGUCAUCUGGGUACGCAAGAUCGCCAUCGCCCAUGGGUGGGACCGGACCCAACUCACCGUCAUCCAUGACCUCCUCGCCACGUCGGGUGCCUGUUCCCAGUGAACAUACCCUCAGCAGAGCCUCGACAUCGGCUAGUUCAUCUCAAUGGAACCCGAAACGAGCUUCCGGACCUCUCAAUACAAGGGAUGAGCUUCUUAUGAGUCUUAUGGCAAGCGAGGCUGUUGUAGACUCGCGGGAAUACCAGAUCCUGGGCACAGAGGAAGUAGAGGAACUCAAAAAGGAACAUGCUGUGCUAUCUUCCAGAGUCGUUGCCAUGACCAAAAAAUUAGCGCUCGAGACCAAAAUUCGUGAUGCAGCCGUCUCACUUUCCAAAGUCAACUCGGCACACAAAAAGGUUUCGAAGCAGACCGAGGAACAACUCGAAGCAGCCAACCGUCGCGUCGACACAGCCCAACGAGAGCUAUGGCGUGUAUCCGAACGAGCAAACGAUGUGCAGAAACGGCUACUCGAACAUCGCGCAGCGGUACUCAGUUUCUCCGUCCGGAACAUGGAGAAGAAGAUGUCACCAUCCAUCGGGAGCGAAGACUCAGGGUACGACUCGUCCAACCGCAGUACGCUCAUGAGCCCUGCAACCGCCAUAUCCUCUGUUUCGUCAUCAUCCAAACAGUCUAGGUUUGAUGGUGCCCACCUCUUUGCCGGCCAUGCGGACGCCAUCGUUCCAAAACGUAAGCUCUCCCCCGAGGAGGCUUCGAAGGAGAUAUCCGCCCUUGAAGACAAACUCAAACGCGCCACCGAGCAGCUCGCCCAGGCUUCCAAAGUCCAAGGCGAAAUGAAGAAGGAACUUUCGCAUCUUCAAUUGGAGAAGGAGGAGGUGGAGACGAUGAUGCGACUGGAACUUCAAACGGCGGAGGAUACCAUCUCGGCACUGGAGGCGGAACUUCCGAGACUCGAAGGUCUUGACCAGGAGAUCAAGACGCUGAAGCAGGAGAAGAUCUCAUGGGAGGAGGAAAGGCGACAAUUGGAAGAGCAGGCGAGGGAGGCACAAAUGCUGAGGGAGCGGGUGCAGGAGCUCGAAUCAAGAGCAGUUGAAGCCUCUGGUGGCUCAGAGAAAGUCCUGACAGAUCUGCGAGAAGCUCAUCAACGCGAGCUCGCCGAAAAAGAUGCUUACAUCAAGGAGCUCAAGGAUGAAUGGAACGAGGAGCGCGAAGGUUGGAAUCAGGAACGCUCCGCUAUGGAGGACGAGAAGAUGGAUGACCUCUCCCGCCUUCACGAAGAGAUGGACCGUCUACGCGAAGCUGACGAGCAAGUUCUGCAACAAGCGAACAACGAACUCAACACCACUCUCAACUCGCUGCGGAGCGUUGUCGAGCAAUUCAACAUCCGAAUUCCAGCCCGAAACUCUGCUACAUCCGCUAUGCAAAGCCUCAUUAUUGCGAUCACGAUGCACCUGGAGGAAAUGGAUCGGGCGACUGUGAGCAGACAGCAGUUUGAGGCUGAGAUGCGCGCGGCUAGGGAGAAGGAAGAGUCGAUGGUUAAGGAGCUGGAGCAGGUCAAGAAGGAGAAGGAGUCCUUCAAGCGCGACACGAUGGCUUCUUCACGGACAAUGUCCAUGUCGAGCGACGUUUUCCGUCCACCCCCAUUGCCCGUCGGGCCUGUCGUCACCCCCGAAACAACCGAGUACGGACCCGAUGUCGAAGGUGCGAAGUUCAUCGAAGCUUUGCAGCCGCUAUGGGCCGUCCUUCCUUCACCCGAAGCCAGAGCGUCGAAGUUUGGAUCUACUUCUCGAUACCGCGUUGGCUCGCCUUCCAUCCCCAGCGCAUCUCUGCCUGGCGCCAGCGGCGCCAAUCCCAACGGCAACACUGCCAUCACCUCCGGUCCUCCAGCAUCGCUCUCCGACCUGGACGUUCGCUCCCUCAAAGCGCUUUACGACCCUCGCAACAGAGCCAAAAACGAGCCCAACAAUGGUGCUUUCACCUUGGAAGGCUUCAUCGUUCGCGUGCAGGCCCUCAUUGCUGACGAUCGCGCUUUGAUCGAGCGCCUCAUCCGGUUCGCCCAAGCGCAUGACCUGUUGAAGAAGAAUGCCGAGAGGGCGCAGAAGCUUGCUCAAGACGGAAAUGCGGCGCUCGAGACGUAUCAAAAGCAAGUCAAGCAGCUCGAGGCAAGAAAUCAGAAUUUGCUCGAGAAGUUGGGCGUUAUGCAAGCGGAAAUUCAAUACCUCAACGAAAAUGCCGAGCGCAUCACGGCAGAGAAACACCAAGUCGAAGCACAUGCAGCAGACCAAGCCGAGGAAAUCGCCCAACUCAAUGAAGCCAACAACAAACUCUCCGCCCGAGCCCUCACGCUCGCUGAGGAAGCGGCCAACGCGCCCGAGCCCAUUCGCAAACAACUGGAUGAAUGUAGGCGGCAGUUGGAGGAGAGCAAGAGGCAGCUGGAGGAUAUGAAGAGGCAGCUGAGUGAAAAGACGAAGGAGUGUGAGAACGCGCAGGAAGAGGUUGAGGCGAUGAGGACUGCGGAACAAGGGCAGAGGAUUGCACUUCUGGAUGAGCUGAACAGUGUGCAGACAGAGAACGGUCAGCUGAGGGCACAACUUCGGGCGGCCAAAGCUGGUCGGUAG
Molecule: messenger RNA, 2910 nt
Organism: Coprinopsis cinerea okayama7#130
Lineage: Eukaryota; Fungi; Basidiomycota; Agaricomycetes; Agaricales; Psathyrellaceae
Exons: 3
Coding region: 1-2910 (969 amino acids)
Source: RefSeq, a predicted model, not a curated record